Messenger RNA from Gastrolobium bilobum, 3785 nucleotides. Its product is annotated as notchless protein homolog. Gene Ontology annotation, cellular component: nucleolus. Gene Ontology annotation, molecular function: protein binding. Gene Ontology annotation, biological process: ribosomal large subunit assembly. Bases 1944 to 3371 code for a protein of 475 amino acids. The record is from RefSeq and is a predicted model, not a curated record. NCBI's taxonomy places the organism in Eukaryota, Viridiplantae, Streptophyta, Magnoliopsida, Fabales, Fabaceae. The transcript is spliced from 14 exons.
UUGACGUUUAAAAAAAAAAAAAGAACAAACCCAAUCCUGAAAAUUUUAAGAAUCAAAUUUCAUAAAAUCCUUAACCCUAACUUGAAUGUUUAAGUCUCCUUCUCACAAGGUCACAGCUUCAGUGUUUUGUGGUUGCAACUGGGAUUGGUGACUGCGUUUUCACUCGGCUAACGACUGCGUAUUGACACCACGGAUUGGGUUCUGCGUUUUGCUUCUCCUAUCUAUCUUUUCACUGCGUUUUGAACUGCCUAAGGUCCUUUUUUAUCAUGAUUGGCUUUUGAUUUUAGAUGCUUAUCGUUGAAAUAUAUAAUGGAUUUCUUUUAUUUUUUAUUUUUUGGCUUUAUAUACGUUUUAUGGUUAUCGUGAGUUAGAGUAAUUCAGAAAAUCAUGAUAAAUGACUCCUGUGAUUAGUGGAGUGGUUUGUGUUUCAUUUAAUGUUUUUGGAUUUUGUAAACUACUCUACUUGUAGUUGGACUGCAAAAUACAAUAAUUUUAUACAGGAGAACAAACCACAAAAGUUAAAGUUUUUGAGCCAACCCGCGAGACAACCAGCGAGCCAAUAUUUUGAGCUAACCAACCCGCGAGCCAACCCACUAGCAUCAUUUCGAGCUAACUCGCGAGCUUUUUUUGAGCCAACCCGUGAGCUUUUUUACGAGCCAACCCGCGAGCUAAUUAUCGAGCCAACCCGCGAGCCAACCCUAACCCGGCUCGGGUCGAGCCGGGUUGGGUUUUCUGGCUCAUUUUUUUUUUCGAGCCAACCCGACCCGACUCAUUUUUUCGGGCUGAAUGCGGGUUGGGCCGGGUCGAGCCGAGUUGGCCCGUUUUGCCAACCCUACUUAAAAUCUCAUUAUUUUCCGUACUUGGAAUGGAACUCUCUCACAUGAUUGUUUUAAUGCUGCAUACAUUUACUUUUCCCAUGCUCUGCGAUUUAAAAUGUUAAUUUCAAGAUACGAAAAGCUCACAGAACUUACCUUUUGUGUGAAGUUUUCUGUUUAUUCCCAUUUCCUUGAACUCAUGCUCUGAAAUUAUUAUUGUUUUAUGAGACCAUGGAAUUUAUAAAAGCACAGCCCUUAAAUGUGUUGCAAGAAAGUUAAAUGCCCUGAAUUUUAGCUCUGUGUGUUCUUUGACUACAAGAAGUAUGAAACUUUGACUAAUGAGUUAGGUAUUGAUAGUCUGAGAACAUAGUAAGCAUUUUAUCAAAUGAAAGGAUGAUUCCACAAGGACUUUGGUAUGUAAAUCUAUAAAUCAAAGUAAUGUGUUGUGUGAACAUUUUAAUUAAGCCGCACAAAUUUCCCUACGUUUUUAUGAAAAAUUUUACUCUCAUCUUAAUAAUAUAUGUAAUGGUUUAGGGACGUUUCAGAGGUGUUUAGCCAUCCACACAAGACUUUAAUGUUAAUCAAGUAAAAUUCUGUCCUUGAUGUUAUGCAACUGAAAGAUAACCCACGCUUUUUUGUUUUGUGAUUUGUUGAGUAAAUUUCAAAAUAGAGUGUGAUAGUAAAGAAUAAUGAAUACAAGUAGAAAUGAUUGUUAAUAAUAGAGAGACAAUAAUUUCUUCAAUUGAGAUUGUUCUGCUUCGAUGAUUUUCAAACAGGCAGCUAGAUUGAAGCUAGAGGAAUGAAUAAUAUAGAGAGAAAGAACCAGCUUGGUAUGGAGUGAUGAGAGAGAAAGUGCGCUAGGGUUUCUAUAAGUUUGAACUAGAAUAAAAAAAUUUAUUUUGAAAUUUUUAUUAGCUUAAUUUUUUUAUAAAAUCCCUUAUUUAAAAAAAAAUACAUAUAAGAAGAAAAAUAUAUCUAAUUUAGUUUCAGCAAUGCAAAGAAGAUAGAAUCACAGAAAAGCAGAACAGAGCCCUCAGCUGAACAAACAGGAGCAAACAGCUGAACAAAGAGGAACGAACACGAUCAGAUAGUAGAGAAUCUCAACCCUAAAAAAAGAAGAGUUGGAAAAUGGAGGCGUUAGUGGAGAAUGGGGAGAUAAUCAACGUGAUGUGCCUUCUGACGGACCCAGAUGGAACUCCAUUGGGUGCUCCUAUGUACCUACCUCAAAACGCUGGUCCACAACAGCUCCAACUUAUUGUCAAUUCGCUUCUAAACAACGAGGAGAAAUUACCAUAUGCUUUCUUCAUAUCAGAUGAGGAACUCCUUGUGCCACUUGAAACUUACUUGCAGAAAAAAAAAGUCUCGGUGGAGAAGGCAUUACCUAUAGUUUGUCAGCCUCAAGCUAUUUUCCGGAUUCGUCCUGUGAAUCGCUGUUCGGCGACUAUUUCUGGUCAUGGGGAAGCUGUGCUGACUGUUGCCUUCAGUCCUGAUGGGCGACAGCUGGCAAGUGGUUCUGGUGAUACCACUGUUCGAUUUUGGGACCUGAACACUCAGACUCCAUUGUACACAUGCACAGGACACAAGAACUGGGUCCUUUGUAUUGCAUGGUCACCCGAUGGCAAGCAUCUUGUAAGUGGGAGCAAGGCUGGGGAACUUCAGUGUUGGGACCCACAAACUGGAAAGUCAUUAAGCAAUCCACUGAUUGGCCACAAGAAAUGGAUUACUGGUAUCUCUUGGGAACCUGUCCACCUGAAUGCUCCUUGCCGUCGCUUUGUAAGUGCCAGCAAAGAUGGGGAUGCUCGUAUAUGGGAUGUCUCUUUAAAGAAAUGCAUAAUUGUUCUCAGCGGCCACACACUUGCAAUAACAUGCGUAAAAUGGGGUGGAGAUGGUGUGAUUUAUACAGGCUCCCAGGAUUGUACAAUCAAAGUUUGGGAAACCACACAAGGGAAACUAAUUCGUGAACUGAAGGGACACGGGCACUGGGUUAAUUCUUUAGCAUUGAGCACGGAAUAUGUUCUUCGCACUGGAGCUUUUGAUCAUACUGGAAAACAAUAUUCAUCCCCGGAGGAAAUGAAGAAGGUUGCUCUUGAAAGGUACAAAACAAUGAGAGGCAAUGCCCCUGAAAGAUUGGUAUCUGGAUCUGAUGAUUUCACCAUGUUUCUUUGGGAACCCUUCAUCAGCAAGCAUCCCAAAACUCGCAUGACAGGUCAUCAGCAGCUUGUGAACCAUGUCUAUUUUUCACCUGAUGGGCAAUGGGUGGCAAGUGCAUCUUUUGAUAAAUCUGUCAAGUUAUGGAAUGGCACUACAGGGAAAUUUGUUGCUGCCUUUCGUGGCCAUGUUGGGCCUGUCUACCAGAUCAGCUGGUCUGCAGACAGUAGACUUCUUUUAAGUGGCAGCAAAGAUUCUACACUUAAGGUUUGGGAUAUUCGGACCCGUAAGUUGAAGCAAGAUCUUCCAGGCCAUGCUGAUGAAGUUUUUUCGGUUGAUUGGAGUCCAGAUGGAGAGAAGGUAGCCUCUGGUGGUAAGGAUAAAAUGUUGAAGUUGUGGAUGGGCUAGGCUAAUUUUUGGAUGAAUAUUGGGAAUCUACAGUUGGUGCAUCUCAGUGGUGUUUGUCUUUGCGUGGAUUUUAACGGAAAUCAAUGCCUGGGUAUUACGCGGAUGCAAGAUCAUCUUUAAAUUAUAUGGAUAACCUAAGAUAUGAAUGUUUAUCUGAAAUGGUGUACAUAGCCAUUGAGAAUAGGCACUGGAAGAAGUAGCUGUGCUGUUCUGUGUUAUGUUUUAUGCUUUGAGUCUUCUUUGGGUUCAUUUGUAUGAACUCAAAUUUUUGGGCAGUUUGUGGCAAAUGCUGAAGUCCAAGAACAGGUAACUGGAUGAGCAUGGGCUACCCUGAGGAUGGAUUUUUGUGGACCAUGACACUUAGUGUUUAGGAGUUAUUUCACAAUUUAAAAUUUGAAAUGUAGGGAGAUUACA